UGUCACAGUCGGUUGUCUUUGUCCUUUUCUGUGCAUAACCGUAAAAUUUAUGCAGACGAUUUGUCAAACAAAAAUACCGGGGCGUUUGUUUGUGAAAAAAACGCGGGUCAGAGAUGGUUCGAUAUUUUUAAGACACAAUUUAUUCUUCUGUGUACUUAAUUCAGAUAUAAUUUUAUUUUGAAGCGCCAGAACAUGCCUCGCGUAAAAGCAUCUCCAAAGAAAUGCAUUAAAUCAAAUUUACAACAGCCCGCUAAUUCUUGGGUAUUUUUACUGAAGGGAGAGGCUUUAGAACUAUCUGAGCAAUAUACAGGAAGUGGUACUCCAGACAUUGUAACAUUACGCCAUCCAAAUACAGGAGAAUCUGCCGUUUUCCUCUUCUCUCCUGCAAAUAACUCUGUUCAAGAAGUUUUAACAUUUAAUGAUGGUAAACGAUCAUGGUUUAUUGAUGAAACUGUUAAAAGUGAUGGAAAAAUGAAAUUAUCUACUCCAAUUGAUCCAAUAUUUUUGGUUUUACCCUAUUUAAGAAAGUAUUGUAUUACACAUGCCGUUCCACUUGAUCAACUUCUAAGAGAUGAAGAAUUUCCAGAAACUGAACGUUUACUUAAAUCAAGUGGUCUCAACUAUUUAGGAUUAAUUGCAGAUAGGAAGGGGGAUGAAGAACUCAAUGCUUAUAAAUACAAUGAAGAAAAAACAUUAAAUUGGCUGAAGAAAAAAACCGAAAGAGUCUCAGAAAUUCUGAAACAGAAAAAUAUUCAUAUUAACAGUGGUGCUGCUGUGUCUGCAAAUUUUGUCAAAGGUUCUAAGAAUGACUCAGACAAUGAUUCCUAUUUAAGGUAUGCUCAUGGAAUAGUCUCAGAGUAUCUAAUGGACGACCUCAGUCAAAAGUUACUAAAAUUUCUAAAUCUACCUGAAGAAGUUUCACCACAAAAUUUAAAGAGAAAAAGUUUAGCGACACCUGGACCCGAAGCAAAGAAAUCGAAAAUAGAGGAAGAUAAUAAAGGAUCAUCCAGUAAUGUUUUAGAUCUCAGUAAACCUGAAAUUAAACCUAAACCAUUAACAUUGUCAGCUAAAGAUAAAGCUCGAGUUAAAGCUGCUAGCGGAAGUAAAAGUAUUAGUUCGUUUUUCAAAAAGAGUUAAAAACUCAAUGAUUUUGUGGUGUUUGGUAAUCUAGGUCAAUUUUGAAAGAAUUAUUCGAUUCUUGGUUUCCUUCGGAAAGCCUUCACAAUUUCUCAUGUGAAAUAUUAUUUUUAAUUUUUUAUCGAACUAGUAGCAGUUUUAGUAUUAAGUAAUGGUUUCAUUACAUUGUACUUUUUGUAUUAAGAGUAAAAAACAGAUUUAUUUACUUAGUAAGUUAUAUUUUUUUAGUAAAAAAUUUUAUUUCAUAUUGAAAUGAAUUCUCUUUAAUAUUUGCUUGUCAAAUUUAUUGUAUAUUUUAUAAAAUUAACCGUUUAGGGUAAUUGAUUGUCACAAUAUAAUUUGGUGUGAAGCUAUUGUAUUAACAAGCUUUAUUAUAGGUCUUAUUGCUUUUUUUUAAAUGUCAAUACAUGUAAAACAAUGUAUGUAAAAGUAAAAAAGUACCCAUUUAUUUUAUUUGUUUAGAUUUGGACAUAAUAUGUAUCAGGUUAUUUAGUAAAAGUCUAGAGAUAUUAUAAACAACAUUUAAUUUCCUUAUAAAUAAAUGUGAAUUUAAUCGAA
Sitophilus oryzae (rice weevil) is the source of this 1695-nucleotide messenger RNA. RefSeq names its product ribonuclease H2 subunit B. Lineage: Eukaryota; Metazoa; Arthropoda; Insecta; Coleoptera; Curculionidae. Bases 193 to 1137 code for a protein of 314 amino acids. The record is from RefSeq and is a predicted model, not a curated record. The transcript has 4 exons. Gene Ontology annotation, cellular component: ribonuclease H2 complex; nucleoplasm. Gene Ontology annotation, biological process: ribonucleotide metabolic process; RNA catabolic process.